UCUGCAGAUGUCCCCUUUGUCCCCCUCUGGCAAGGACAGAGUCUGGCAUCUGCCAUUGGUGCCCCUUCAGGAGCCCAGGGUGAGAGGCUACCACUCAGGCUUAGCACUCCUUGAGCCCUGAGGCUGGCUGGGAGGCAUCUCUUGCCAGUUUCCAGAGUCCCUGGUGGAACUCUGGUUCCUGAUCCCAGACCCUCAUCCAGCCCCUCUCUGAGGAGGAGGAGGAGGAGGCAGCCGGGACUCUGCAGCCAGAGCUUUUCAGCUUGGAGCUCUGGAGACAGAUGUAACAUUGACCUUAAAUGGUAAAAGCUCCCCAGAGUGAAGAGAGGCUGGCCAGGGAGGAAAGGGGAAUAACUCAGUUUUAGGUAAGUCAUCGCUAUUGCCUAGAAUAACCUGCCUCUUCAAGCCAGAGGGAAGCGGAGUGGCGCCUUCUCCUCCUUAAAGCCUGCGGAGCCCAAGCCUCUUGGAGCAUCUUUGGGGUUGACACAGCAGAGGUUCCAGGCACCCACAGCCACUCCAACCAGGCGGCUGCCAUGCCCCACAUUCCUGAGGAUGAGGAGCCCCCUGGAGAGCCACAGGCAGCCCAGACCCAAGACUCUCCCUCUGCAGGACCAUUCCACAGCCCUCCCACAAUCAUCCUGACGGGGGAUGCCAGCUCACCUGAAGGAGAAACUGACAAAAACUUCGUCGACAGAGCUCCCAGCCCCCACCGGAGGCUUUCUCACCGACCCCUGAAAGUCUCCACUGCUUCGCUGACUUCUGUGGACCCCACGGGGCAUGUCAUUGACCUAGUAAAUGACCAGCUGCCAGACAUCAGCAUCUCAGAAGAGGACAAGAAGAAAAACCUGGCGCUUCUGGAAGAAGCCAAGUCGGUGAGUGAGCGAUUCCUGACCCGCCGCGGGAGGAAAUCAAGGAGCAGCCCUGGAGACUCCCCAUCAGCUGUUUCCCCAAACCACAGCCUUGGGGCAUCUCCUACACCCUCUAGAAGCUGCUCGCUCACCAUCUCCACACCACCAGGGUUGGACACAUGCAGUGGCCCACAGUCCCCUUUGCCGGGAGCGCUGCCACAGGAAAAGGGGCAUGAGGCGGACAUCUCCUCACCGUGCCAUGGAGAGCCUAAUGUCUCCAAAGGGCUAGCUGACCGGAAGCAGAAUGACCAGAGGAAAGUGUCUCAAGGCAGACUGGUUCCUCGCUCUCCCACAGGGGAGAAAUCCAAAGAACUUAGAGUAGAACAAAAGGAAAACUUUGAUCCCCUUCAGCACCCGGAGGCCACGCCCAUGGCUCAGGCUUCUGGAGCAAGCAUCAGCGGGAAAAUGGCGCUCAACAGCCCCCAGCCUGGCCCUGCCGAGCCGGAGCUGGGGAGGCAGCUCCUGAAAACGGCCAGGGAAGGCAACCCUUUGCCCAGAACUGCAGCCCAGGGCUCAGGAGGAACGGUCUCCCCUCAUUCCCAGGGGCAGGGCUCUGCUGGAGAGCCUGUGGGACCCAAGGCUGGCUCCAAAGCUGAGCUGCGGUCCCCUGUGUCCCGGUCCCCCCUGAUUCGGGGGGUCUCCUGGGACAGUAGCCCUGAAGAGCCUGGUCCCCUGCUGCAGAAGGUGCUUGCCAAGCUGCCUCUGGCAGAAGAAGAGAAGCGGUUUCCAGGCAAAGCCAAGCCAGCCAAGCCACCUGGGCUUAAAGACUUGCAGAUACAAGUACAGCCUGUGCGCAUGCAGAAGCUGACGAAGCUCCGGGAGGAACACAUCCUGAUGAGAAACCAGAACCUGGUGGGGUUCAAGCUUCCUGAACUGAGUGAGGCUGCAGAGCAGGACAAAGGGGUUUCUUCUGAACUCUCCCCAACAACUGAGGAAGAAGAGUCCAAGAGUGGUCUGGAUGUGAUGCCCAACAUUUCUGACAUAUUGCUGCGCAAGCUGAGGGUUCACAAGUCACUCACUGGAAGUGCCCCUCCACUCACUGAAAAGGAAGUUGAGAACGUGUUUGUACAACUGUCCUUGGCCUUUAGAAAUGACAGCUACACCUUGGAAUCUAGAAUUAACCAGGCUGAAAGAGAACGAAACCUGACAGAAGAGAACACGGAGAAGGAACUGGAAAACUUCAAAGCUUCCAUUACGUCCUCAGCAUCCAUCUGGUACCACUGUGAGCACCGGGAGACCUAUCAGAAGCUUCUGGAAGACAUUGCGGUUUUGCAUCGUCUGGCUGCCCGCCUCUCCAGCCGGGCUGAAGCGGUGGGGGCUGUGCGCCAGGAAAAGCGCAUGUCGAAGGCGGCAGAAGUGAUGAUGCAGUAUGUGGAGAAUCUGAAGAGAACAUACGAGAAGGACCACGCUGAGCUCAUGGAGUUUAAGAAACUCGCAAACCAGAACUCUAGUCGCAGUUGUGGCCCCUCUGAAGACGGGGUGCCCCGCACGGCGCGAUCUAUGUCCCUCACGAUGGGAAAGAACAUGCCCCGCCGGAGGGUCAGUGUUGCUGUGGUUCCCAAGUUUAAUGCCCUGAGCCUGCCCAGCCAAGCCCCCAGCUCAUCACCCAUCCCCUCCCUACCAGCGCUGUCUGAAGCACCACCCAACGGGAAAGGCAACACAUCCAACCCCCCGCUGCCUGCGCUUUUGGAAAAUGGAAAGACAAAUGCAGAGUCUGACUGUGAAACUAGUGCCCCUGUGUCGCUCCCAAGCUGCCUGGAGGAGAUGAGCCAGGAGGCCAAGGCCAGGGCAGAGGAAGAAGCCUACAACAAAGGAUACCAGGAAGGGGUAAAGAAAUCUGAAGAACUCCAAGACCUGAAGGAGGAGGAGGAAGAACAGAAGACGGAGAGUCCCGAGGAACCAGAGGAAGUAGAAGAAACUGAGGAGGAAGAGAAGGACCAGAGAAGCAGCAAACUUGAAGAACUGGUCCAUUUCCUACAAGUCAUGUAUCCCAAGUUGUGUCAGCACUGGCAAGUGAUCUGGAUGAUGGCUGCAGUAAUGCUGGUCUUGAGUGUCGUGCUUGGGCUCUACAGCUCCUACAACUCCUGCACAGAGCAAGCUGAUGGGCACCCUGGGAGGCCCACCUGCUCCGCAGCCCAGCGGGACUCCUGGUGGGGCUCAGGACUCCAGCAAGAGCUGCCAGCAGAGCAGUAGGACAUCGGACUCCUUGGCAGUGCCCUGCUCUAGUGCAUUCACCCCAACAGCCUGCCCCCGAGUACGGCGAGUCAGGCGCAGGUGUGCACACGUGGCCACCUACCCCAUUGGGGUAUAAGGAGGCUUUCUCCUGUCGCUUAUCACCUCCAUGGAAGUUACUCACACACAGUAACCUGAUGCUUUGAAGGAAUAAACAAAACUCCCCUGGGAAAGUGAGUGAUAGACAAGGAAGCGACCUUCACCAAGGACUUGGACCCAAGGGAAGAGUCCUGCCCCUGGCUCAGAUGGAUUGGGAACACGGAAACCCCUUUAUUCAGGGUUUGCCCCCUUUUCGUUCCCUAUCAUUCGUGGUCACGAAGAAUUGCACUUAACGGCCAGUACUGACCAUAAGGAUCAGGCCUGGGACUUGGAGUCACAGCAUGGAUAUCUUCUUUCCACUUCCCACCUCAUUUAUCAUGACAGUUCUUUAGCCUCCUCUCUCCCCUUCAGACUCACCAUUUCUUUUCAGAGAGUGGGAAAGCUUUCUCAUAAAAGUACCCAGGCCAAAAGUAGCCCCAUGCUAGAAAGAAGACAAGAGGAUGUGAAUUAAUAUGUAACAUAUCUGUAUGCAUAUGGACAAUACACACGUGUUUGUGCACAAAGACACCCACUCUCUGGAAGUGUUCUCUGCUCAGUGGCACCCAUGUCAUGGCAACCAACUGGUUUUCACUAGGUUUGAAGCAGUAGUCACCAGACACCAAUAUAGUGAGCCUCCGCACACUCCAACGGUGUUUGAACCCCCUGAGAAAUCAUGCCUUCAUUUCACUUCAGAUGCUGGUUCAGAGACGCUGUUUGGCACAGUCUGUUCCCUGGUUGCUUGCACCAUUUGAAAGUCACCCCACACAGUUAACCCACCUCUUGGGUAAGAAAAGGUGUGCCCUCCACUCCAGACUCUCCCUCCGCCUUGCACCUCGGAGGCUGCAGUUCUCGUGCUAUUUCCAGCCCGAAUGUGUUCAGCAUCAACCUGAAGAGAGUGCAGCCCACCUCCAGCAUGGAGUCUCUCCACGCCAUUCAGCUGUUUCCUUCAUCCAGCACUCAUCAGUGGCGACACAGCUUCUGUGGUGGUUGCUUUUCCGUUUCACUGUUUUUGUUGCUAACACUCCUGUCGGACUUACGGUGAUCCAAACCCCGUCUCAGCGUCAUAUAAGCAGUAAUCCAUUUAGUCCUCGAGGAAAAAAAUCUGAAAUGGAUAUUACUACCUCCAUGUUAAAAAAAAAUGCAUACAUACAUACAAGAGUACACACACACACACACACACACACACACACACACACAUACUGAUACAACAUGCCAAGCAUAUAUAGCUAGUAAGUAAGUCUUUCAAACUAGAGUGGUGGCUCCAGAGACUGGACUCCUUGACCCUUCUCUGACCUCCCAGCUGGGUGCCUUCCAGGCUGACCCUACUCCCCAACUGGCCCUUCCACUGUUCCAAACCAGCCACGGUUCCCAAAUUGCUUCUUUCACUGUUCUUUAACUCCUAAGCGUCUGUCCUGCCAUUGGUCUUUUUUUUUUCCCUCUCACCACCCUUGAGGACUAAGCGGAAGCAUUACCCCUCUACAUAGGCCUCUGUGACCUCCUUCCACACCCUCAAUCAUGCCAGACACAAUGGGUGGCACACUUAGCGCUUCUGGCACUGGUUUUAACUAUUGACCUGUACCUACUGUCUGACUUAUUUAUAUACCUAUCUUCCUGAACAUGUUCCCUCAAAUACCAGGUCUUACCAUCUCUUGGGUAGGUACCUAGCGUGGGAGACACUUGGGGAGAAUUGUUUAAUGUUGGUUAAAAGAACAAGUGAACAGUCACGGUGGAGAGUAGCCCACAACUUGUGACAUUUCAAGGGUUCCCAGUACCAUCACUCCAUGCCGACUCCACGCAUCCAGUCCCUUCAGAGAGACAUGCCCCACCCCACCCGGCUAGGCCUCACUUUUCUGAAGAAAAGCACAGUUUCUGAAGAAACUUCUUUACGGUGGCUGGAAAAUGGCAGAGAGAAAAGCCCAAGGAUGUGCCAUUAAAGGUAAUGAGGUUCAGAGCAAGGCAGAGAGACUUUGCGGGCGUGGGUGGAUGGCUUACCUGGUGUCUUCUGUGGAACUAGAAGCUGCAGGAGAUUUAACGACCUAAGCACCUUGGAGCCAAAGACACAGUGUAAAGAGUGCAGAGAAGCUGUUGGGUAGCACUCCUUGAGGGAGGAGGGGAGGACAAUGUCCAGUCUCAGGCCACGCCCGCACCCACACCCACACCCACACCCACACCCAAAGAUGGUCCAGCCUGGGUGAGUGCAUUGUCUACUUGGCCACACAUUUUCCACCCCUGUUUUAGUCGACACAUGUGUUGAGGAGAGCAUGUGUAAACUCCUUCAGCAUCGCCCUGAAGCCCACAGGAGCCCUCCGGCACAGACAGGCAACCGCACUGCUCCAGCUGUUAGGAUGGCUGAGGAAAAGGACAUCUCCAAAGAGCGUAGCCAUAUUUAGAACAACCUGGCUGAACACACACUGGUUGGUCUACCUUUUCAGGAGAGCAAGAAACAACUUGAAGCGGUCACAGCUGCUGCCACACAUGGCCAGUGACCUGGAAGCCAGCCUUGUGCUUCCAGACGUAAGAGUGAAACGAAAUAAAAGUUGCCACUCACCGUGCCUCUGAAACCUUUCGCGUCUGCUUCACCCUGAGGGUCUGGUUGCCAGCCUUCUGUUGCGGAGGGCUGUGUUUACAUCACCACUGAUGUCACUUCCUAAAAGGAACUUCACUUUCUAGCCACCAUGAAGCCAUAUGGACUGUUUUUCUGUACGGCCUGGAAGAGGGGAUGGCAAGGGAGACACUGGACUUGCCUAUCGCCGGCUGUCAGUCCCUAGUGCUGUUAAGCCUCCCACAGGUAGGUGAACUAGCGUUGAACUGCUGAAUGUCACACGGCUGAGUUUGAAAAUAAAUGCACAUUUCCAAACCUUU
Messenger RNA from Meriones unguiculatus (Mongolian gerbil), 6077 nucleotides. It is a transcript of the gene Irag1, whose product is annotated as inositol 1,4,5-triphosphate receptor associated 1. The transcript is spliced from 21 exons. The record is from RefSeq and is a predicted model, not a curated record. Bases 531 to 3098 code for a protein of 855 amino acids. Lineage: Eukaryota; Metazoa; Chordata; Mammalia; Rodentia; Muridae.